CCCCACUGCUCCCAGAGAACACCGGAGAUGAAGACGGUCACGCUGCUCCUUGUUGCCCUGGCUAUGGCCACAGGGCCAGCCUGGGCACUCCGCUGUCACGUGUGCACAAGCUCCACCAACUGCCGUCAACCCCAGACCUGCUCAGCCAGCGCCCGCUUCUGCAGAACCAUGACCACGGUGGAGCCUUUGACAGGGAACCUGGUGAAGAAGGACUGUGCGGAGGGGUGUGUGCCCACCAACAGCCUGCAGGGCCAGGUCAGCAGCGGCACCGGGGCCACGCUGUGCUGCCAGAGCGACCUGUGCAACGAGAGGCUCUCCAGCGCCGCGCCCGCCCGCACUGCGCUCCCCAGCACCCCCCUCAGCCUAGCACCCGCCCUCGGCCUCCUCGCCCUGGUCCUGGCCCCCAACCUGUGA
Messenger RNA from Galeopterus variegatus (Sunda flying lemur), 414 nucleotides. Its product is annotated as lymphocyte antigen 6D-like. Gene Ontology annotation, biological process: lymphocyte differentiation. Lineage: Eukaryota; Metazoa; Chordata; Mammalia; Dermoptera; Cynocephalidae. The record is from RefSeq and is a predicted model, not a curated record. The transcript is spliced from 3 exons. Gene Ontology annotation, cellular component: cell surface. Bases 28 to 414 code for a protein of 128 amino acids.